Messenger RNA from Opisthorchis viverrini, 1221 nucleotides. RefSeq lists its product as hypothetical. Bases 1 to 1206 code for a protein of 401 amino acids. The transcript is spliced from 5 exons. NCBI's taxonomy places the organism in Eukaryota, Metazoa, Platyhelminthes, Trematoda, Opisthorchiida, Opisthorchiidae. The record is from RefSeq and is a predicted model, not a curated record.
AUGUCAGUCUCCUUGUCGGAACGCAUCAAACAGCGCAGCGUGGUUCUGACAGACCUCGAUGGUUUGCUUGUCAAUGCAGAGAACUUCAAUCAAGUGUUUAUUCAACGUAUCGACCCCGAAUGGAUGACUACCACAAUUAACCGCGUAGUCAAGAGCGAAGUCCACCUGCAGAAGUUGGUUCAAGUGUUGAUCAGAUUCAUCACUUUUGAACUGCAUCCGCAGUGGACCUAUCACGCACUCGCAUGGUUAAAGCACCUACUUCUCUCGCCUUCGUCACCCCGAUUCCCACUUAGCUCCAGCUUACUUCAGGCUUGUCAGCCUCUUCUUUCCUAUGCGGCCGAAGUUUAUGGUCUCCAGGACCUUUACACCCAAGCUGCCUUACGUGGCACGAUUACAGAGAAGUGGUCGGAGAAGAUCGCAAUGGGGCAUGUCGUUCCUCAAAGAUUCUGUUACUCUGGUUUGGUUGGGAUUCCGUCCACAUGUUAUGUCUAUGUGGAUGAUUCGGACGAUGAAUCCAAUGAACGACAGGCAAGAACGUCUAAACGACAAAAGCAGAAAAACAAUGCAAUUGGAGAAGUUCAGCUAGCAUCAUGCUAUUUGAAGCCAGAGGAUUCCUCUGGCAGUGACGACACGAAUACGGACGAAUACAUGAGCGAGCAGGAGGAUGAAGAUGCCGCUGAUGAUGCACUUGAUGAGACCAACUAUGAUUCCGACCAUGGAGUGUUUGACGUUAACGAAACAGGCUCCUCUGAUGAGACAUCCAUCCAUGGUUCCCACAAUCACAUUCCGGAUCCUGAUGAUUGGAUUAGCGAUCCUAUUGAUUCCAGUCUUCUGUUCCAAAACCGGGCAUCCAAGGGAGACGGUCAUCCGAAGGAAGAACAUUCUGAUGAACCACCGAAUGAAACAGAUAAAGAGUCUGAGGAAUCUGAUGAAGAACUGGAUCUACUCAUGUGGACUAACCAGCACGCGAAUAAUACUGAUACAUCAUCUUCCGAAGCGGAACUGGAAAAGUCAACCGAUGCUAAAUCAAAACGCUCGUCAAAUGGCCCAAACCCCAAAUCUCCCCGUCUUGCGUCUGCGUCAAAGAGCCGUCCUCUUCGCACAUCUAGACGUUCCUCCAAAACCAGCACUCUCCGCUCUUCGAAGGAUACACCCGCAUCUCCUACUUUUAAAAAACGAUUGAGCAAGCGCCCUCGUAAAUCUUGACGAAUUCGUACCUUC